Miscanthus lutarioriparius is the source of this 594-nucleotide messenger RNA. The record is from the annotation of a GenBank genome assembly. Lineage: Eukaryota; Viridiplantae; Streptophyta; Magnoliopsida; Poales; Poaceae.
AUGCGUGGCGCGGUGCUGGUGGCCAUCGCCGCGGCGAUCGGCAACAUGCUGCAGGGAUGGGACAACGCCACCAUCGCGGGCGCCGUCCUCUACAUCAAGCGCGACUUCCACCUCGAGUCCCAGCCCGCCGUGGAGGGCCUCCUCGUCGCCACCUCCCUCGUCGGCGCCACCCUCAUCACCACCUUCUCCGGGCCCGUCUCCGACUCCGUCGGCCGCCGCCCCAUGCUCAUCGCCUCCUCGCUGCUCUACUUCCUCGCGGGCCUCCUCAUGCUCUGGUCCCCCGGCGUGCACGUCCUCCUCCUCGCGCGCCUCGUCGACGGCUUCGCCAUCGGACUCGCCGUCACGCUCGUCCCGGUCUACAUCUCCGAGACGGCGCCGCCCGAGAUCCGCGGCCUCCUCAACACGCUCCCGCAGUUCACGGGAUCCGGCGGCAUGUUCCUCGCCUACUGCAUGGUCUUCUCCAUGACGCUGGCACCGCAACCGGACUGGCGCCUCAUGCUCGGCGUCCUCUCCUCCUCUCCCUCCUCUACCUGCUCCUCACCGUCUGCUACCUCCCGGAGUCCCCGCGCUGGCUCGUCAGCAAGGGCAGGAUGA